AUGUCUGGAGCGGAGAAGGCUCCCACGGUGGCGGAGGAUGCCGACGCCGCAGCGACCGCGACGUACGAGAGGAAGCUACAAAAGUUCCAAGAAAAGAAUGGCAAACUCUACACGCGGCUUCUGCUGGCUACGUCGGACUGCCCGGAAGGAUACUCGAGCCCGGCUUCGCAGGUAGUGCAGUCGUUUGGGCCUGUCGGGGACGAGGAGUUCGGUGACGGUCGAAGUGCUUUUGUAGCGCUCGAGCAAAAGUACCGUGUCGAUGGGACUUUCAGAAUGCAGCAGCUACACGAUGAGUUGGCCGCCGUCGCGGUCACCGCUGCUGACAAGUACGAUCCGGCUCGCGCAAUCCAACAAUUGCGCCGCAUCUUUCACGAACUCGGCAAACUCGGAGACACAGUCGUGAAACAACGGCAAGCACAUGCCAUCCUAAAGGCCCUGCCCGACAAGCAAUACGGCUCGUUCAAGACUGUACUGUUGGUAGAGUCGCCCACUGUUGGUAGCGGUGCGCUAGGCUUCGACGAUAUCGCACGUCGUGCCACACUCUACCACGCAAUGCAAAUUCGCGGAAAAGUGCUCGACCAAGACGAUGGGUCGGGCGGCCACGGCCGUGCGUUGAACACUGUCACGCACGGAGGGGCACGUGGCUUCCGCAAGCACGGCGGCCGUGGUGGUCGUGGUGGUCGCCGAGGAAAUGGCGGCAGAACUACAAACGGUUCGACGAACGGCUCGUCGAAUGGGAACUACAGCAGCGGCGGCGGAUCGGCCGGCAACGCUGGAGGCGGCAGCGCGGGAAAUGCGCAAGGUGCUCGCGGGAAUUAUCGCGGCAACAACGCCUCCGGUGGCCGAGGUAAGGGCCAGGACACCGGUCGGAACCGAAAAGGGCGCUGCCGCUACUGUCAUAAUUCGACAGAGCACGGAUGGCACAACUGCCCGCUCCGCCUGAGGCACGAGGCGGAGGAAGCCACUGAACAGGCUGAUACUCACCACACUCAAGACUCCACCACUCAGGCAUGGUUCACGCGGGUGGAGACUGAAGGCGAUGUGCUGGAGGACUACGCCAUCUCUUUCGGAAAAGACGUGCAGGUGCAGGAUGCGCCUGCUGCGGCGCAGCCAGAGGAGCGCGCUGCUGGUGACACGCUGGUGCAAGACGCGCCGGUGCCGACGCUGCAGGAUGCACGCGUUGUGUAUGACCCGCAGGUACUGGACACACCUGCUGCAGCGGUGGUCUAUGACCCUGCUGCCAACGGAUAUUCUCAGACGGAGGAGGCGCCUGAGGACACCGAGCUCGUUGCGUUCAGCAGCGUGUUUCAGGUGGACAAAGAGAAACCGCAGGUCGUUGAUGAUUCCGCCUGCUACAUUGAUUCCGCCGCGUCCAGCCACAUGGUGGAUGAGCAGUCUCGCUUGUCCCAUCACGUCCUCAAUCCGGUAGAUUGCGCUGUGCGCAUUAUCGGGUCGUGUGGCACAUCCGACGCAACCAAGAAAGGUACCCUGAAGUUUGGGGUGCGCAAUGAUCAAGACCAAGUCGUGCGAGUAGCUCUGGAGGUUCUGCUGGUUCGGGGCCUUGGAGCGAACAUACUUUCGGUUGGAGCGCUGGCCGAGAAGGGGGUGAUGUGUGAUCUGAUGUCUACCCCGCCGGCGCUUCGCAUGGGCAACCAGGUCUUUCCGAUCUCGACCGCAGUGCCUCGCAUGUACGUGCUGAAUGUCAUCAUCGACGACGUCAACCUGGGCGCUGUAGAAGUAAAUCGCACGAAGGUAGACGCUCACCUGUGGCACCGGAGGAUGGGCCACUGCAACUCGCGAGCGCUGCAGCAGCUGGCGGACAAGGACACUACCGGAAUCAGGUUCAAUCGCAACAUCGAACCAGGUGACUGCGGUGUUUGUGCGGUUGGUGACAGUAAGAAGGGCAGCCACCCCCCGUCUAACCGUCCCCUCUCGGAGACUCGGCUGGAAAUUCUAAAUGCCGAUACGUGGGGGAAACAUCCUAUUGCUACAUACGGGGGUUGCCAGAGUGCCGUGAUGUUUACUGAUGACGCUACUCGCAUGAGGUUCGGCUACCUACUCAAGACGAAAGACGAAACGACCGAAGCUCUUCAAAAUCUGGUUCGGGACGAGGCCGACCCGCUUGGUCAGAGCAUCGGCAAGGUGCACUGCGACGGGGGAGCGGAGUAUUUGGGCAAGUUUCUGGCGCUAUGUAAGUCGCUCGGAAUCAAGCUCACGAAUAGCCCCCCCUAUGUCCCGCAAGGGAACCCCAUCGCCGAGCGUGGAUUUGGUACCAUCAUCGGCACUGCCCGCAAGCUUCUCUUGGGAGCACCGCACCUUCCUCAACAGCUGUGGGGGGAGGCUUUCAUGACUGCAAUCUACCUCAAGAAUCGGACCCCGACCGAAGUCCUGGGCGGCAAGGCACCACUCGAGGUAUGGGAGGGGAAGCCGCUCGGAAAGAUGCUUCACAUCCACGAGUGGGGGUCGCUGGCUUUUAAGCACGAAGAGGUACGCGCCCGGUCGAACAAGUUGGCGGCCAGGGCCAAGAAAAUGUACCUAGUAGGCUACAACUCCAAGGGUAGGUCGUAUCGACUUUGGGAGCCUUCGGAGCCUCUCAAAAUCACCAACUCCGUGGAGGUAUCAUUCCGUGAGAAGGAGAUGCGCGACGUGAUCAAGCCCAAACUAGGGCAAGAUCCUCUCCCCGCGCCUAACUCAACAUUCUAUCGGCCUGGUCUGGUAGACUCUAUCGAAGAAGAAGAAGAAAAUAACGAAGAAUCAUCCGACGAAUCGGAGCCGGAAGCACCGGCACCUCGCCGCAGCAGCAGGAACUCCGUGGCGCCGCAACGGUUGAAUCUGUUUACGAAAGAACAGGCGUACGAGAGGACCGAACAUGCUAUGGUGACUGGAAGUGACUUCGGCAACCUCGGGAGAGGCAGUCCCGGGGAGGUGGGCUACAUGCCUGCCGAUCCUGCCACCUACGAUGAAGCGAUGAGUGGACCGGAUGCAGCACGCUGGAGAGCGAGCAUGAACGAUGAAGAGCAGUCGCUCUACGACCACGACGUGUUCGACUGGGUGCUUCCGCCCGAAGACGCCCAACUUCUUCCGACUAGGUUCCACUACAGCUUCUAGGAAUGUAGCCAGCUUCUAGGAAUGUAGUCACCUCCCCUCUUCGUAAUCUUAAGAGUUGAAUGUUGAAGGAAGCUCGGGAGAUCUGUGUAAGAGGAAUGUUUUCGCUGCUUGUUGAAAUGGCAGGUGCAGACAGUCCAGGCGUCUGUGUGUGGAUAAUAAAUCACUCUUUUUGUUUUCUCUACCAAGCCUCUACCACAUACGCCAACCAGCGUACUACAGCUGUGGUACCGCCCAACAAUACCAAGGAGCGUUGUCUUCUCUCUUUACACGCUAUUAUUGCGCGGCUCAGCCCGACAUGAAUACGAGACACAGAGAGCGUGUAUACACAAGAUGGAGGGCCGAAAACUGUGACUCGAACCCAAAUCUCGGCCACAUGACGACAAUACUUUAUAUGGUACCCGCGAUUCAGCCCCAAUAUGAUUGUUGCGGGAACAGAAUGCAUGUAUAGAUGCGGCCAACUGCAUGUAUCGAAGAGGUUUCGGGGUCCACGGGAUCACGCUUCGAGGAGCCAGCCUCGCCCGAGUCGCAACUGAGGAAGCAAGCUGCAUGCUGUUGCUGCAUGCAUGCUGACUACUCCGCACGAGAAAGCGUAGUGGUUGCUCCUUUGCCCUUGUCUCUCCUGACUAAAAAAUGCGGUGAAGUCAUUGACGCGUUGAGGCGGUACGGUUGCAGAGGAAUUGUUGAAGAAAAAGGUGGCACCGCUGCAGAGGAGUUGAUGAAGAAAAUUCGAUACGGUUCAUCAUGCGCACGGAGAACAUCGACCAGGGCCACCCGCUUGAUCGUCACACGAGAGAAUGAUGGUGUGCAGAGUACUGUAGUUUCCUACGAGGAUCAAAGACGAGCUACACACGACAAAGCUCUCACCUUGACCCGUCUACUGGAGCGUAAAAGGCGUGUCCCUCUCUGGUGCUAUUGCGUGUUGCCCGCUACCCAGAAAUGAACCGAAUGAUCGAUGCUCAUGAUGUGCGCCGAAGAACAAGAAAGAGCAGAGGCAGUACGAGAACAACAACGAGUGUGUAAGAAUUCAAUGUUCAUGCGAAACGCCAGAAAACGCCUUGUCAAUCCGAGAAACCGAUACCCCCCUCCUCCGAUACCAUCUGCGGGGCAUGCACCCCUCUGACUGCCGGCAAUUGCAGUACGUAGCAGCUUCAGUGGUAUUUGCGAGAGGUUCCGCCGCACCCUUGGUUUUGGCACCCUUUUCCGAUGAUGCGUUGCCAAUUGUCCACCGUUUCUCGUUGUAGAACAACCCACGGGUCGCCACUGAUUGUCUGAAGCCACGAAGCUAUCAAAUGGUAGAAAGGGUAAGGUGUGUGUUGCGCUAACGCAAAAAAAGACGCCCAAAUUUAUACGAAAAGAGAGAUGGAGGCUUUUCGGUAUUGCGGGAUUUCCCGUAAAUCAUCCCCCCGUCAACGGUCGCACACCUCAGCGUCGAUACCACGCCCUACCAGCCCCCAACACGCCACGAGUGUGGAGAAUACUGCUUCCUAUCUACUGUGUGAGAGCUGGUACUCUUUUGGAGGGUAAUCGAGAGCGCACUGCUGUAUAUGGCCGCCGGAGCUACGUGCGUGGUCUAUCCCAAGCAGGCAGAGGUCGGUGCGAGCGAGUGCACCAAGCUUAGUUGCAACGCUCUGUUACGCUCCAGUAGAGGGUGGAAACUAGAGUUUAGGUCCCUGGCUUUCGAGAGAAUACAUUGUUGGGUGUUGUUUAAAUCGCGGGUUGGUGGAGAAAUUGGCGUUGAAGGUGGGUGUCCAGCCACCAUUUCCCGCCAUUUUGCGGUAUGACCAAAUUAGCAGCUUGCGGUCGCGUUGUGCAUGGGAGGGUGAAUGCACCAGGAGAAACUCCUGCCUGUUUCGCCUGUGGUAGACCAGGUACUCGCGAUGAUGGUGGUGGAGGUUGGAAGCACGUGUGCAGCACACCGUAUUGGUCGGCAAUCGUAGAAUGGUCUGCGGAAGUAGGCAGUAAGUGGAGGCACGAACGAAAUCUACAGAGCGACCCUCCGGCGGCAGGGGAGUGCUUGUGCGCGCGCGCGGAUUGCGUGUACAGGAUGUACUCCCUUUUCCGCUUAGGGAGAGCCAAAGACAAAAAGGGCUCCUGGGAUAUCAUGAGCGUGGGCCAGUCAUCUCCUACGGGGCGCUACCCGUCCACCCCGAAGCAGGUGGAGGCCCUGCUGUCGAAUGUGAACUUGGCAGGAGGGGUGCUGGAUGCGUGUGGGGCGGAAAGCGAUGCUAUUAAGGUGGUCCUGGAAGGUCAUGGCUUAAACGUCUCCACGAACGAUUGCGAUCGCCGGUUGACAGCGGAUACCCAUUUGGACGCGACGUCGGAGGAGUUCACGGCGAUGUUUAGUACCGAGGGGGCGCGUCCUGAUUGGAUCGUUACGAGCCCACCCUACGGCAAAGCUUUCAGCAUCUUAGUCCGGGCGUUGGGGGUAGCACGAGUAGGCGUGGCGUUCAAGCUCAGGCUGUCGUUCCUAGAGCCCACCAAGACACGGGGGAAGUGGCUGAAAGACAACCCCCCGAGUGCGGUGGUUGUACUUCCGCGCUCGAAGUACCGCGGCCGCAUGUGCGCAUGUACAGAGGCGUGGUUCGUUUGGCACCGCGUUAUAGACGACCUGCAACCUACGAGGCAGGCGUUCUUUUUCGAUGCCGGCAGCUGAACUUUCUUCUCUUGUGCGAUAGUGUGUGCCGGUAGUUGUUUGGGUGUUGAUUUUUUUUAAUGAUGGGGUGAUGUGCACGGGUCGGCAGCGAUAUGAAGCGAGGUGUGGACUACUACUUGUUGUCGCCCUAAUUAUGAGAAUGAUAAUCCGCGGCCAUCUUCGGCCCAUGUAUUGGCGUCAGUCCCUCCGAUGAAGAGGCUAGACGUUUACUACAUUGCAUGGUAUCUAGAGAACUGCACAUCUUCGGUGAUUUUCUGGCCAAGUAUAACCAACCGGUAAAUGUCAUAAUAUUGCGGGGCGGCAUGCCGUUGUCAAACGACUGCUGAAUAAAAUGCGAUAACGUUCGGGGUUGUUGUAAACCAAGUCCCGAAUGACACAGAAAGUGGGGCAAACGUCGCCAAUAGUGCGUCGCACAACCAACCCACGAACGCGUCUCCCAAACAACGACGUCAAAUAUCUUCGGCCAAGCACGCACAUCAGCAACAAACGCGAAAGUCCACUCAUGCAGACGAGACACCACGGUACACUUCGAAAAGUCUGAAAUAGGCUGACAUCCACAUCACGGUCGACACAACACAUUACCAGCGGUCUAGCGCCCCCCCCCCACAGCCCACGUCGUCUGCGACC
Molecule: messenger RNA, 6388 nt
Organism: Ectocarpus sp. CCAP 1310/34
Lineage: Eukaryota; Phaeophyceae; Ectocarpales; Ectocarpaceae
Source: the annotation of a GenBank genome assembly